AUGAAGUCCAUCCUAGGCAUGGCCCUCUGGGCACUAACCCUCAUCACCUCGGCCCUCGGCGCCGAAGUCGUCCCGCGCGCAACCUUCACCGAGGUAACAGACUACGGCUCGAACCCGACGGGCACGCGCAUGUGGCUCUACGUGCCGCAGAACCUCGCCGCUAAGCCCGCCGUCGUCGUGGGCAUCCACUGGUGCAGCGGCAGCGCGUCGGCAUACUACCAGGGCAGCCAGUGGGCGCGGUACGCCGAGACGUACGGGUAUAUCGUCAUCUACCCGCAGACGCCGUACACGCGCGACAACUGCUGGGAUGUGGCGAGCAAGAUGACGCUGACGCAUGGCGGGGGCGGCGCGAGUAAUUCGAUUGCGAAUAUGGUGAGCUUUGUGAUUGCGCAGUAUGGGGCGGAUAAGAGUAAGGUGUAUGCGACUGGUAUUUCGUCGGGUGCCAUGAUGACGAACGUCCUGGCGGCAACGUACCCAGACGUCUUCGCAGCCGGUAUCGCCUACGCAGGCGUCCCGGCCGGCUGCUUCAUGUCUGCGGACGACAUUCCCGACUUUUGGAACUCGACGUGCUCGACGGGCCAAUCCAUCUGGACGCAGCAGCAGUGGGCCAACGUCGUGUACAACAUGUAUCCGGGGUACACGGGCGCGCGGCCCAAGAUGCAAAUCUACCACGGCACGGCGGACGAGGCGCUCAACGUGCAGAACUACUACGAGACGAUCAAGCAGUGGACGGGUGUGUUUGGGUACUCUGCGACGCCGCAGUCGACGACGGCGGACUUUCCUAGGAGCCCGUAUACCAAGUAUGUGUUUGGGGAGAAGUUGCAGACUUUCCUGGGUACGGGCGUGACCCAUUCGAUUGAUGUGUUUCCGGAGGAAGACCUCAAGUGGUUCGGUUUUGUGACACCGGUGAGCUCUUCAGCUGCUGCGACGGUUCCUGCGACGACGAGCCGCGCUUCCACUACGCUGCGAACCUCCACGGCAGCAGCGACGACGACCACGGCAGCCGGGGGAUCCGGAACGGCGCCUCAGUGGGGCCAGUGCGGCGGGCUCAACUGGACGGGACCAACUGCUUGCGCGAGUUCGUUCACGUGUGUCAAGGUCAACGACUGUAAGUGUUGAUGAUGCUUUUGGGUAUGUGUGAGUGUGCUGACGAAGUGGUGAAGGGUAUUCCCAGUGCCAGUGAGUAAGACCGUCAACAAUGAUUGUGUCCAGCAUCGUCAGGCAGGGUCAUGAAAGCCGGGUCGAGAUUCAGAUUAACGAGGUGGAGGAAUGCUGUGGAAAACAAAGAACCCUCUGUUUUCAGCCUCGAGGUCUAGGUCUAGACUUCUAGAACACAGGCGAGAUGAGGAAAAAGAAGUAUUCAGCUGGCCUUGGCCUUUUCUCAUGAUACUGCUCGCAGAUGCGUGGUAAAGGUGCUUGCUUGGCUUGACGGUGAGGCUGCGAAGAUGGAAUGCGAUGAGGUCUGCAAGCGGCCGUGCAGCAGCGGGGUCGGCCAUCUUAUGAUGGAUUUUUCUUUGAAAGGGGGCGAUUGAGGGUCCAGUCUAGGUCUUGGAUUUGAGAGAGAAACCCUUUCCGCGAAACAUGA
Molecule: messenger RNA, 1585 nt
Organism: Colletotrichum phormii
Lineage: Eukaryota; Fungi; Ascomycota; Sordariomycetes; Glomerellales; Glomerellaceae
Product: Alpha/Beta hydrolase protein
Exons: 5
Coding region: 1-1119 (372 amino acids)
Biological process (GO): carbohydrate metabolic process
Cellular component (GO): extracellular region
Molecular function (GO): hydrolase activity; cellulose binding
Source: RefSeq, a predicted model, not a curated record